GUGGCCAACAAGCUGAGGGUCCAACCACUCCCAGCCAGGCUCUUUAAGUCAGCUUGGGUGAACCAGAACUUUGUACCCAUGUUUGACCCUGGUUGCAGACUUCUCUCCGUGGCUUAAAUGGAUAUCAAAGCACGUCUCUCUGAUGGAAUGUACACCCACAGAUGAUCCAGUUCCUCAAGAACUAAUUUCCAAGAAAAAGAAUACAAUUCUUCCUGCAAUUUGCUUGUUUUAAUAUAUGGCUUCUUCUCGCAUACAAAACCUGAAUUUUAACACUGAUUAUUGCUCCCCUCUAAAUAUUYCGGUGCACUGAAGGACRAGGGUCUGUGCUCAGUAAACUCUCRUCAGGAGAGGCUAGCAACAGGACACAGGGGGAAGGAACUUGGAAGCACUGUGAGAAGGUGGAAGGAAAUACCCAGCUUGUGCUUUUCUAAGCCCAUUUGGGGUAGAUGAAGCUUCUCCCAUAUGGCUGAAGGUAGUGGAGUCACCCUGAGCCUKGGCUGGUAACUGGCAGGGAUCUGCUGCAGCCUUUCCUUCCUGCCUUACGUCCCACCCUGCGUUGUUUUGGCCAGCGGCGGUGGCAGAAGCCGAGUGGGAAAGAUGUUGGUGGUACGGAGGAGGAAUGUGAAAAUGUUCACCUUCGCCUUUCUGCUCAUCACAGUGACRUCCUUCCUGCUCAACUACACCCACCAGGUGACCACGGCCACCUGGGACCCCCGACACCUCGUCGUGCAGUUCUCAGAGCACGUCCAGAAACUCUUCAAGUACCCCARGAGACCUUGCAGCUGUCACACGUGCAUUUCGGAGCUGGGACAUUCCCUCUGGUUCGACCAGAGAUUUAACUCAACUAUGCAACCUUUCCUGACCUCACAAAAUGCCUUGAUCCCAGAGGACAGCUACAGGUGGUGGCUGAAACUGCAAGGAGAGAAAGCUCCAAAGAGCCUGAAUGCCACUCUGACAGAGCUGUUUGGGGUCAUUCCCGGGGACGGGGAUCCGCUGCAGGAGCGAGGCAGCUACAGCUGCAGGCGCUGCGCCGUGGUGGGCAACUCCGGCAACCUCCGGCAAUCUCAGUACGGCCAAGACAUUGACUCACACGACUUUGUGCUCAGAAUGAACCGUGCCCCCACUGCUGGCUACGAAUCAGAUGUUGGGAGCAAGACCACUCACCACUUUGUUUACCCUGAGAGCUACAAAGAGCUGGCAGCAAAUGUGAGCAUGAUCCUGAUCCCCUUCAAAACCCUGGACCUGCGCUGGGUCGUCACCGCUCUCACCACGGGCACCAUCAACUUUACAUAUGUUCCAGUUCCACGGAAAAUCAAAGUCAAAAAAGAAAAGAUCCUGGUUUAUAAUCCAGCUUUUAUGAAAUACAUCUAUGAAAACUGGCUUGAGCAUCAUGGGAGAUACCCCUCCACAGGCCUUCUGUCCUUGAUGUUUGCUCUCCAUGUAUGCGAUGAGGUGAAUGUGUAUGGCUUUGGAGCAGACAGCAAAGGACAUUGGCAUCACUACUGGGAAAACAACACCUCAGGUGGGGCUUUCCGGAAGACAGGCGUCCACGACGGGGAUUUUGAGUUCAAUAUAACUUUGACUCUUGCCUCCAUCGAAAAAAUAAAAUUUUUCAAGGGCAGAUGACCCUGGCCACGGAGACAAGUGGGGGCUGCAAUUUCCAGCAUGCAGCAGAACAAAGCUCAGUGAAGAUGUUCUGGGCACCAGGCGGGUUUGAAUGAGUGGAUCUGCGGUGGAUUUGGGGCAUCUCACACUGCAGGGAGCAAGGCUGAGGGCCGGCUUCCAAGCUGCACAUGAUUUCCUAUCUGCAGAGAGCUGGGAGCCAGCAAUCAGUUCUGGGAAUAAAUUAAUUUCUACUUAGGCUCUACAGCUUGAUUCUUGAAUUACUGACGAAAGAUCUGCCUGUUGCAAUUAGAGGAAACCUGGGCACAGGAACUGCUAUCUGUGUGUCCAUUCUCUCCUCGAGCAAGGCAGGAGAUCCUUGAAGAAGAGUGAAAAUGACUUCUGGGACUUGAGACCCACUAAGGCAACUGUGAACAUCAUAGUAAGGAUUACCUCAAAGAAAUUAAUUCACUUCUGCUGUUAAUCUAUUUUUUGAACCAUCUCUUCUGUGUUCUCUGUUACUUCCAUUUUCAUGCUGCAUUAAGGAAAAACAUGAUGAAGUUGCCUGGAGUAGUAAAUAUUUCAACCAUUGCUUCAUCUUGCAUUGAUAGGGUCUAGAAAAUAUGAAUCGAAACAUCUCUUAUCAUGUAUUAUUU
Molecule: messenger RNA, 2258 nt
Organism: Malurus melanocephalus (red-backed fairy wren)
Lineage: Eukaryota; Metazoa; Chordata; Aves; Passeriformes; Maluridae
Gene: ST3GAL1
Product: ST3 beta-galactoside alpha-2,3-sialyltransferase 1
Exons: 7
Coding region: 598-1626 (342 amino acids)
Molecular function (GO): beta-galactoside (CMP) alpha-2,3-sialyltransferase activity
Source: RefSeq, a predicted model, not a curated record